Messenger RNA from Oryza brachyantha (malo sina), 1672 nucleotides. RefSeq names its product RING-H2 finger protein ATL46-like. The record is from RefSeq and is a predicted model, not a curated record. The coding region runs from base 188 to 1222 and encodes 344 amino acids. The transcript has a single exon. NCBI's taxonomy places the organism in Eukaryota, Viridiplantae, Streptophyta, Magnoliopsida, Poales, Poaceae.
UUUGGCAUUUCCUCCAACACCUAAUUGCUUGGACACUUGCAUUGCGUUUGCAACUUGCAAACAGCCAAACAAAUACUCUACUACUAGCAUUAGCAUUUGCAUUAGCCUUCAGGUCAGCUCAAAAAGCAUUGAGGUUUUUGCCUCGCGAAAUGAGAGUCGCGUUGCCCGGCGAAGCGAGGAGGAGGAGAUGAUGGUCGCCGGAGGAAUCAAGAGCCAGGGCGGCGGCGCGACGGUGUCCGGUGCGUCGAGGAUUAGCCCGGCGGUGGUGUUUGUCCUGGUGAUAUUGGCUGUGGUGCUGUUCGUGUCCGGGCUGCUGCAUCUUCUUGUUCGGUUCUUGCUCAGGCGCGGCCGUGCGCGCGCUCUGCGGGGCGGCGGCGACGCGGAGGCGGCGGAUGGUGGCGGCGGCGGCGGGGAGGAGUCGGCGCUGCAGAGGCAGCUGCAGCAGCUGUUCCACCUGCACGACGCCGGGCUGGACCAGGACGUCAUCGACGCGCUCCCGGUGUUCAUGUACCGGGAGGUGGUGGUCGGCGCGGCGGGCGCCAAGGAGCCGUUCGACUGCGCGGUCUGCCUGUGCGAAUUCGCCGGCGACGACCGGCUCCGGCUUCUGCCGCUGUGCGGCCACGCGUUCCACAUCGACUGCAUCGACACGUGGCUGCUCUCCAACUCCACGUGCCCGCUCUGCCGCGCCGCGCUCGGCGCCGACGCCGCCGCGCUGUUCGACGCCGCGUUCGACGCGAUGGCCGACGAGGAGGACCGGAAGCAGGAGGACGCCGUGUUCCCCGUGCGCCUCGGCAAGUUCAAGAACCUGUCCAUGGCGGCCGGCCCCGUCCACGACGGCGACGCCGCCAUUAUCACGAGAGAGGAAGGCGAGUCCAGCAGCAGCAGCUUGGACGCGAGGAGGUGCUUCUCCAUGGGCUCCUACCAGUACGUCCUCGCCGAGGCGAGCUUGCAGGUGUCCGUCCACCGGAGGAACGGCGACGGCAAUGGCAGGGCGGCCGCCGCCACGAGGCUGAGAGGCCUCGGCGCCAACCCGGUCGGCAACGACGCCGCCGGCGAGGGGAAGAAGAUCGGCGCCGGCAGCAAGGGCGACAGCUUCUCGGUGUCCAAGAUUUGGCAGUGGCCACGGCAGGGCAAGGGGAAGCUCCCCGUGCUCGCGUCCGACGACUCGCCGGCGGUGGACGGCCGGUUGCCGUGGCCGAGGAGGAGCCCUGGGGACUCGUGAUGCUGUUUUUCCUAUGGUGUGCUGCAAUUUUUUUUUUGUUCAAAGCUAAUCUGUUUUAACUUUUUUUUAACUGCGUUUUAAUUAAUCUGUUCAUAGCCAAUUCGUUUCAUUCCGCUUUUGCUGUUCGCUUGCAUCAUCUUGAUAGAGAUUAGAGAAAUUUCUUAACCAGCGAAAUUAUUAAAUACAAGAGGCCAAUUUAUGAGAAAAAAUAGUUUAUUGCCUAUGGAUAUCCACCAUUUGCAUCGCUGAAAUAACUGCACUUUGCCCUGAAAGAAAUGGCUGUGGGUCAUAUGGUGGUAGAGUUGCUCAAACAUUUAAGUAUGAACAAGUACGUGUUUUUAAAUAGUAGAUUCUUGUUGUCUUAGCAAGCAAUUGCUUGUACUGUGUACAAUACUCUUUGCUUCAUCUUCAAGUACUUUGCAGGAAACUCUACAACUCAAGCUAUCGUUA